CAUCACUCCUUUGCCCAAACUCUCCACGGCCCAAACUCACAAAACCCUAGGGCAAAAUUUCUACCCAACGCAUCUCCUACAUAUAAAUACCCUGAUCCCCGCCUUAACGCCGCUCUCUCCUUCACUCUCUGCUAUCGCCUCAGCAGCUCCAUUUCGGUUUCUAGUUCUCCAGAAACCCUAAUUUCCCCCCCACAACACAACCAUGGCUGACAGAGCUCCCGGAGACAGGCCACCGCGCAGAGGCUUCGGAGACCGCGGACGUGGCGACAGAGGCAGGGGCCGCCGCCGCGGGCGUCGCGAUGAGGAAGAGAAGUGGGUUCCGGUCACAAAGCUCGGCCGACUCGUGAGGGAGGGCAAGAUCAAAUCCCUGGAGCAAAUCUACCUCCACUCGCUGCCGAUCAAGGAGUACCAGAUCAUCGACACCCUCGUCGGUCCUGGAGUGCUGAAGGAUGAGGUCAUGAAGAUCUCCCCUGUCCAGAAGCAGACUCGCGCCGGUCAGAGGACCAGGUUCAAGGCCUUCGUCGUCGUCGGCGACGGGAACGGCCAUGUCGGGCUGGGCGUGAAGUGCUCGAAGGAGGUUGCUACCGCCAUUCGAGGCGCCAUCAUUCUGGCUAAGCUGUCUGUGAUCCCGGUGAGGAGGGGUUACUGGGGGAACAAGAUCGGGUUGCCUCAUACUGUGCCGUGCAAGGUGACCGGGAAGUGUGGUUCCGUCACCGUCAGGAUGGUUCCGGCUCCUCGUGGCGCUGGGAUUGUGGCUGCUAGGGUGCCGAAGAAGGUCCUGCAGUUUGCUGGGAUUGAGGAUGUGUUUACUUCCUCCCGUGGGUCUACAAAGACUCUUGGCAACUUCGUCAAGGCGACAUUCGACUGCCUGUUGAAGACCUAUGGUUUCUUGACACCUGAUUUCUGGAAGGACACCCGUUUCACCAAGUCACCAUUCCAGGAGUUCACUGAUCUCUUGGGAAAGCCAACCAAGGCACUCAUCCUUGAGGAUGUCGUACCAGAAGCUUGAUUCUUCUUCGUACGAUCGAGCGAAGAGAGUAGUAGCUGAAUGUUUAGAUUUUGUCUUGGGAACUCCAAUCAUGUUAUCACUUUGGUUUUGUUCUUCACUUGGCCAUGACAUGAUUUUGGGAAUAUUUUUUUGUUUCUUUUUUUAGACUCGGUGUUUAUGGUUUUGAUCUGCACUUACUCUUUGUUUAAGCAUAUGAUCCUAUUAUGUUUCAGAAAACAGUUUGGAGCGAUCUGUCUUUUGCUUUAGUUUCUCUGUUUCUGCUGCUCUUCUCCCUUUUCCUGUUUUCCGUUGCAAUGUGCAUAAAUUCUUCGUUUCUACUUGACUAAAUCCCCUUAGAUAGGCCGUGGUUCUUUUAUAUGUUCAUAAUGUAUAUUGUGGU
Linum tenue is the source of this 1388-nucleotide messenger RNA. NCBI's taxonomy places the organism in Eukaryota, Viridiplantae, Streptophyta, Magnoliopsida, Malpighiales, Linaceae. The record is from the annotation of a GenBank genome assembly.